Molecule: messenger RNA, 1801 nt
Organism: Sclerotinia trifoliorum
Lineage: Eukaryota; Fungi; Ascomycota; Leotiomycetes; Helotiales; Sclerotiniaceae
Source: the annotation of a GenBank genome assembly
UCCUUAAAGUUGACACUCAGUGGACAGAAAUUUAUACUCAUCGCGCCUACAAUAACCGUGGACGAAGAGUUGAACAAUCUGAGGAGAAUAAAUAUGACACUUUCAAGAAUUGGAUGUUAAGCCGGUGCUUGAAAGAGUUACCGGCUACUCAAUUACAACUUCAGUCCCGUGGUGUCAUAACAUUCCAUAUAUCUAUCUAUCUAUCCAUCCAUCCAUUUAUCUACCCAAAACCCAUUGUGGAAAAUAUUCUUACGGAUCUCUCUCAUUAUCUGCAUCGCGACUCUGUUCUUUGGACGCCUUCUAUCAGGAGCUUUCUUGUUUAUAAUUGAAAUCAUAAAUACCAUCCGUCAUUCAGUCUUUCGCGUUAAUCAGACGAUUCAACUUUCUUAUCUGUGACUUUGAAUCAUUUAUCUACUCAACACGCGAUCUCUUCCCAUCGUCUAAUUGAAGCUCAACAAACCUAACACCUACCAAUCUCUCUACAGCAUAUCAACAAGAACGAGAACGACAAUUUGGUUUUGUUACCUCUACUUAAACAAUAACAAUUGAUAUGGCGCCGUCUAUGAAGCAACAUACUCUUACUAUACGGAACCAUCGUCGCGCGAUAGCAAGCACGCCUGUAUCUGGUACCUCAGCUCCGAAUUCGUCCGCAUACCCAUCAGCUUAUCCAUCCGUUGCUGAAGACAUAACUCUUAUCACUUCUCGCAAAACCAAACAAUCCUUUCCAUUUCUUUCCCUGCCUUCCGAACUUCGUACCAAGAUUUACACUCUCAUAUUCGCCCCUUUCCCUCAAGUUAUCGACCUCGACCCUACAACCUUUUCCAUCAUUCAUCGUCACAAACUAUUCUCACUAUUCCAUGUCUGCAAACAACUUUACAAUGAAUCAUCUCACCACUUCUUUUCGACCUAUACUUUCCGCAUCUUUCCCAUCCAUCCAGGUCGCUAUUUUAAGACAAAGAAACCUCUACUCGCGCGUCUGCCAUCUCAUUAUCGCAACUCUAUCACUACACUUGAACUUCGUCUAGGUCCUGGCUGGAAUAGUCCGCCCAGAGGUUGGGUUGUAUCACCUUUACUUGGACUUUCCGAUUGCACAUCCGUUCGCGUUUUGAAAAUAUUCGUAGAAUGUGAUCCAUCGGACGCGAUAUUUAAAGGUUUUAGAGUAGGCGAUGGAUUCUAUGAGGGCUUUUGCCAGGAACUAUUACAAGGGAUAUUCAAAGAUGUGAAGGGAAUUCAAACUGUUGAAUUUGAUGCCUUUCCUGGUGUGAAGAGGAGCGGAGAUAUGAUGAGUGGACUGCGAGAAGUUGUGGAGAGUCAUAAAAAGGUUGUGACAUGGGGUCCUGAAAGGGGUUGGGGAGUGGAGAAAUCUGGAGAAGGCAAAGAACGAAUUUGGUUGGAUGCUGUGCUUGUGCAUGGAGUUGGAAGAGCGAGAGUUGUUCCAGCGGGAGUAGAGGGUAUUAUGGCUUCAGCUUGAGUUACGCCAUACUUCUAUUGAAGCGCGGGUAUGAUGACACGAGUGAAAUGAAGUUAACGUUAACACGAUCGGCGAAUACAGUAGGUCAUUUGUUUUGAAAUCAGAUCGGACAGUUUGUAAAAUUGAAGAUGCAUCAGGGAAAGGGAAUCGAAAUGGCACGAAGGCAUGUAAAAUUCCUCUUCAUCUUGCACAUAAUAUAGUCAUGCUCAAUACCACUUUAUUCACGACCCUUUCUAUCAUGACAACUUUUUUUCUACUCCAUGUCCCAGAAUUCCUAGCCACUAUGCCACUCUGGUUUCGGUUCAAAUACUAAUUUAAUUCAACACAACU